Molecule: messenger RNA, 8877 nt
Organism: Lineus longissimus
Lineage: Eukaryota; Metazoa; Nemertea; Pilidiophora; Heteronemertea; Lineidae
Product: endoribonuclease Dicer-like
Exons: 16
Coding region: 96-5870 (1924 amino acids)
Biological process (GO): apoptotic DNA fragmentation; siRNA processing; pre-miRNA processing
Cellular component (GO): RISC complex; cytoplasm; nucleus
Molecular function (GO): ATP binding; protein binding; DNA binding
Source: RefSeq, a predicted model, not a curated record
UGUUUCACUCCGGAUCCAUGCUGUUUAUUUGACGAGUUUUUCCAUUGGAUAUUAUUAGCAACUCGGAACACAAAAAGGUAUUGUUUUCUUGAAAAAUGAGAACACAUCCAAUAGGAGUACCUCAUCCAAUUCUGAAGAGGAUUACAAAGCCAGUAAUGAACAGCGGUGCCAAGAUGGCGCUGCGGAAUCCUGACCCAGCUCCUGUCCGGAGGACAAGAAGUCAUCGCCAAGAGGCCGUGCCGACAGCCUUCUUUACCCCAAGAACAUAUCAGAUCGAGCUCCUUGAUGUGGCGCUCCAGAGGAACACUAUUGUAUGUCUUGGCACUGGGACGGGCAAGACAUUCAUAGCCAUCAUGCUCAUCAAGGAACUUGCCCACCAAGUGCGUACACCGUAUAACAGCGGAGGGAAGAGGACUGUGUUUCUAGUCAAUAAUACUGACUUGGUUGCACAGCAGGCAAAAGCUAUCCGGCACCAUACUGAGCUUGCUGUUGGAGAAUACAUCGGAGCUAUGAAUGUGGACAUCUGGGACUUGACAAGGUGGCAAAAGGAACUUCAGAAGUACCAAGUCCUUGUCAUGACGCAUCAGAUAUUCCUUGAUUUGCUUCUCCACAGCUUUGUGAAAACUUCACAGAUUAAUCUCAUGAUUUUCGAUGAGUGUCACCAUGCUGCAGAACGCCAUCCAUAUGCUCAAAUUAUGGAGCAUUACGUCCAGGAGAAGAAGCUACUGCCCGAGUUCAAUUCCAAACUCAACCGACUCUCACUUCAGGGGCCAGACUAUGUGGAAAGCUUACAAAUAGCUGAUUCAAAGUGCAAUAGCCCAGCCAUUCUUGGCCUCACUGCUUCAAUCUUGAAUCGUAAGUGCAAAUCUGUGCGUCAGUUGAUUCAGGACUUGCAAAGCUUGGAGAAGACAUUACAUUCUACUGCCAUUACUGCAUCGGAUAUGGUGUCGGGUGAUAGCUUUGGUGCCAAACCAAAAGAGCAGUUAGAAGUUUGCGAUGACUAUGAUGAAGAUCAGACUGAUAUCGUUGAAAAGAUGGAGAAAGAGUUGCAGGAUUCGCUUCAGUUCCUCGAUGCUUGUUCGCUGCGUGUGAAGUAUCUCAUGGAGAAGGAUGAUGAUGAUGAGCAUGAGAUCUAUAAGGGCCUGACGCUGAGUAGAACUGCCAUCAUUGAGUGCCAGGUGAUUUUGCACACGCUCGGACCAUGGUGUGCAUACAACAUUGCUCAAGCCCUCAUCAAGCAGCUGGCCAAACUCGAGGAUCACGAACCAUUGGAUAGUAAUCGUCUGUUUCUUCGAUUCGCUCUCACCAACUUACGUAUCGUCUACCGUCUGUUUGACAAAGAGUUUGAUAAGGUGCAGUGUCUGGAGGACUUUCAUAAGUAUAUCAGUCCGAGAGUCUUGAAACUAAUUGACAUCAUUCAUUUGUUCAAACCAAAUGACGACUUUGAGAUCACCAUGGAUGGAGAGAAUGAUUUUAACUUCGAUGAUUUGGAGGAGGGCGAGAUGUCAGAAGAUUCCUUUGAUUUGUCAGAUGAUGAGGAGACGCCAGCCGUCCAAGAGCAGCCAAAGUCACCACAGCAGAUGAUGCAUUAUGUCGCCAAGAAGAAGCCAAAUGAAGAAAACGAGUCGUCUGCUCAUAACGGUCAUGUUAGAGAAGUGGACGAGGCCAUGUUGGGCAUUGUUUUUGUUGAGCGACGGAAUGUUGCUUUAACUUUGAAUAAGCUGAUACAAGAGUUGUGUAACUGGGAUGAGAAUCUGUACUUUGUUCGUAGCGCUCAUAUCAUGGGGCGGGGGACCAAGGGCGUGACAAAGGAGUCGGAAGCCCUGCACAAGAAACAAGAGGAGACACUGAGAAGGUUCCGCAAUAAAGAUGUCAAUCUUUUGAUUGCUACCAGUGUUCUAGAGGAGGGCAUUGAUGUGCCCAAAUGUAACCUGGUCACCAUGUUUGACAAGCCACAGAACUAUCGGUCGUACGUUCAAUCAAAGGGCCGUGCACGUGCCAUGAAGUCGAAAUACUUCAUGUUGGUCAACAAGAAAGAGGAGGAGAUCUUUGAAAAAGAAGUUGCAAACUAUAAGGAAAUGGAAAAGACAUUAGUGACAAAGUGUCGUGGACGUGAAGAACUGGAUGAAGAGGAAAUGGACAACCACCUUGCUGACAAGUACCUCCCUCCAUACAUGCCAAUAAAGAAAGAGGGCACUGCCAAGGUUACUAUGAGUUCCGCCAUUGGCCUUGUCAAUCGGUACUGUGCCAAGCUUCCUAGUGAUGCGUUCACCCAUCUCACGCCAAAAUGUACCACGAGAGAGAUAGAUGGCGCAAAGCCAGAGGAACGAUACCAAGCGACCUUACAGCUGCCGAUAAACUCACCGAUAAAGUGUCCGAUCAUUGGUGAGGCCAUGCCAAGGAAGAAGCUUGCUCAGAUGGCAGUGGCCUUGAAGACAUGCGAGAUAUUACACAAAGAAGGUGAACUGGAUGACCAUCUUCUGCCCGUUGGUAAAGAGGUGCUUGAGUUUGAAGGUGAUGAUGAAGAGUGGGAAAAUGAAGAUCUCCAGGGUCAGACACGGCCAGGAACGACAAAACGUAAACAGUAUUACUACAAGAAAAAUGCAGAUCAUUUUGUUCGAAACCGUCCAAAACCGCAAGAGCCAUGUCAUUUAUACUUUGUCAAGAUGGUGCUGACAAAUCCAAUAUCAGAGGAACAGAAUACUCGGGGACGGCAGCUUUAUCCUCCUGAGGAGACUGUACAAUCUUUUGGGAUCGUUACCACUAAAAAACUGCCAAAGAUACCACUAUUCCCUGUGUUCACCCGAUCAGGGGAGGUCACAAUCUCGUUAGAGUUACUCACAGAUGAGCUAGACCUUGCUGACGUCCAGCUCUCUAAACUCAGUGAUUUCCACCGCUAUGUGUUCUUAAAAAUGCUCCGUCUCGAGAAGGAUCCCAUGGUCUAUGAUCCGGUGAAUGCUGAGUGUGGAUACUUGGUGGUGCCACUCAAUAAAGAUUCCCCUGAAGAAGAUCUGGGUAUUGACUGGAAGUUUGUGGAUCUGAUUCAGUCCUGCAUGAACCUGAACAGCAAUGCAGCAUUCCAGAAGGAGAAAGAAGACAAGUUUACAUUCGACGAAGAGAAGUUCCGAGAUGCUGUUGUCAUGCCAUCGUAUCGCAACAUUGACAAGCCACAAUACUUCUAUGUUGCGGAGAUCCGUUACGAUUUGAAUCCAAGCAGCUCAUUCCCUUCACAGGAGCUGUAUAGUACGUUUGAACUCUACUACAAACAGAAGUACGGCAUUGCCAUCACCAGCCAUGACCAGCCCUUGCUCGAUGUUGACCAUACAUCUGCUCGGCUAAACUUACUCACACCCCGCUACAUGAACCAGAAAGGCGUUGCCUUGCCAACCAGCAGUGCUCAAACAAAACGUGCCAAACGUGAAAAUCUGCAACAGAAGCAGAUUUUCAUUCCUGAACUUUGUGGUAUACAUCCUUUCCCUGCAUCUCUUUGGAGAAAAGCAGUGUGUAUCCCUGCCAUUUUGUAUCGCGUAAACUACCUCCUUGUUGCUGAUGAAAUCCGACUGCGAAUAGCUCACGAGGCCAAGAUUGGUGUGGAUGUCCUACCAGAAGGAUUUGAGUUUCCUAAGCUAGAUUUUGGUUUUAGUACGAGGCCACAGAACCCAGAGGACCAAUCAAAAUCUGAUGCAGCUGACCUAUCAAACACUUCGUUUGAAUCUAUGCAAAGCGACGGGCCUGAUCCAAGCCCUGAGCAGAAUGGUCAUUCGGGAGAUCAUCCUACUGACGAGAUGGUGGACAAUAAUGCUGCUGAAGGUGGUUCUUUGAGUAAAGAGAAGGAAGGCAAUACUCGGGACACCUCGCUUGAUAUAUCAAGUGCAGACUCCACAACAGACAGUCAGUCAUGUGACCAAAACAAUGAACCAGCAGACGCCAUGGGGUCAUGUGACCAGAAGCACCAGGCAGCAGACGUGACGUCAUUGCAGAAUGGUACAAAUGAAAACAAUGAGCAUGACGGUGUUGUGGAGAUUGUGAAUGGACAUCGUCCAAUUGAGGAACAGAACGGUGAUGAAAACCAUGUUGUUGUUGUUGAGAAAAAUGGCCAAACUGCUUCUGAAGAUGAUGACAAUGUGCAUACAACUGAGAAACAAGAGACAAACCAAGACACUGCCCCAAAUCAUGACAGAAUUAUUGAAAAUGGCAACACCAUUGAUUCAACUGACUGUGAUUUUGUACCCAGGCUGACCUCACCAGAUUACCAAAGCGAAUUCGGCCCAAGUCCAUGCCUGAUUUUGCAAACUUUGACUAUGUCAAAUGCCAAUGAUUUCUUCAACCUUGAGCGCCUAGAGACAAUAGGUGAUUCAUUCCUCAAGUUUGCUAUCACUGCCUACCUGUACUGUUCUUACCCUGGCAUUCAUGAGGGGAAACUCAGCUACCUACGCAGCAAGCAAGUCAGUAACUUCAAUCUGUAUCGUCUGGGAAAGAAGAAGGCAUUCGCUGAGUGCAUGGUCUCCGCUAAAUUUGAACCAACAGAGAACUGGCUUCCUCCUGGGUAUGUUGUACGUGGAGAUCCUCGAGUGGUCGUUCAGGUUUCUGACAGGAGGGAAUCCCCAAGAGAGAGGCGUGAGAGGAAGAAGUCGGAGAGCCUGAACCUUGCAAAUCUCAGUGAGGCUGCUCUGCAGCAACGGCAGCUCCAGAAGGAAUUAGAUGAAAUUAUAGAGCAGUCUGAGCGCGACAAGAAAGAGGGAACUGAUGUCGAUGAUAUAUUGAUUCCUUACAAUCUUCAAACGCAACAGAGCCUACCGGAUAAGAGCAUUGCUGAUUGUGUAGAAGCCCUGAUUGGUUGUUACCUCAUGACAUGCGGUAUGAAGGCAGCACUCCAGUUCAUGUCCUGGUUGGGUCUGAAAGUCCUCCCAAAGGAAGAAGUGCCAAAGCCAGAACAUCCUGGAGAAACUGUUGUGGAGUAUCAUGACCUGCCCCCUCCAGCUUCUCCACUGCUCACCCACGUACCACACGCACUGCGCAUUCUCGAACACAACUUGAACGGCUUCGAGAGCUUUGAGGAGAAGAUACAAUACAAGUUUCAGGAUCGGUCGUACCUGCUGCAAGCGUUCACUCAUGCCUCUUACCACUACAACAACAUCACUGAUUGCUAUCAGAGGCUCGAGUUCCUAGGUGAUGCCAUCCUCGAUUACGUGAUCACCAGACAUCUCUUCGAAGAUUCGAAAAAGCAUUCCCCAGGUGUUCUCACCGACUUGAGAUCUGCCCUGGUUAACAAUAACAUCUUUGCUGCCCUGGCAGUCAAGUGGGACUUCCACAAGUUCUUCAAGGCCGUCUCACCCCACCUGUUCCAUGUCAUACAGAAGUUUGUUGAGUGGCAGAAGGAUAAGAAGAAUGAUGAGAUCAACUUGGAUGAAGAGUUCCAGGAAUCGGAGGGCGAUGCUGAAGGCGAAGACAUUGAAAUUCCCAAGGCGUUGGGCGAUAUCUUUGAGUCUGUGGCCGGCGCCAUCUAUCUGGACAGUGGCAUGUCACUAGAGGCAGUGUGGAAGGUCUACUACAGGAUGAUGAGGCCACAGAUAGAAAUGUUCACCACCAACAUUCCUAAAUCCCCUGUGAGAGAACUCUUGGAGAUGGAACCAGAGGCUGCCAAGUUCGAGAAACCGGAGAGAACUAUGGAUGGAAAAAUACGGGUAACUGUGAACGUCAUUGGGAAAGGACAGUUCAUAGGAAUCGGGCGUAAUUAUCGUAUUGCCAAGAGCGCCGCUGCCAAGAGAGCCUUGAAAGCUCUGAAGCAGAUGCGAAUGCAGAUUUUGGAGCAGCAGAUGAUACAACUAGAGAAGAUGAUGAUGCUGGAGGAUUCACUCACAGCAGCAUAGCUGGUCGUCUGCUUAGGUCAGGUCCGUCCAAUCAUCUUCAUACCUCCCCCUGUAUUUCCAUUUCCAAUGUUUGAUGUUAGGAAAACACCAUUCCUAUUCGUCAUGAUAUCUAGUAUCUAGUAACAUCAGACUCUACAUUCUCAACAUGUCCUGAUCCUGAUGAAGUCGCAGCCAUUUCAAUACAAACAUGGUACCCUAUAUGCAUUUCAUUGACAUUAAACGAGUGUGUGCAACAUUUCUCUGGGUUUGAAUCAAAUUUUUGAGGGAGGGCCUUCUGAAGACAACUAGUUUUUGUAAUGAGAUAUUAGCUUAAAUUAUGUCCUUGUUGGCUCUCUUUGGGCCUGGAAACAGUAGUUGAAGAAGCAGUAGGCACCAAAUCGCCUUUCAAGCGAUUGCUCAAAAUAGAUUAUGAUUUGGUACUUGAUCAUUAUAAAUGUAUUGUUGUGCUGAUGUCUCUAUGUGCCAAUUAUUGUAGUGGUGCUGUUUGCAUGUGAGCGUAAUAUUUGAGAUUUUCUUGGAUCUUUCCUUUUUAAUGUCAUAUGGUUUAUUUACAACACGCCGUGGAGGACCAGUUUCUCAACUUGCUGAUGUAUUUGACAGGCUUUCCAUCAUACCGAGCUGACCUGCCUUGGACAUGUGUGGGAAGUGCAUGCAAGGCCGUACAUCACCAUUUGAACUGACCAAAAGGUGUCCGUAGUGGCAGUUUUUAACUGAAUCAUCAACCAGAUCACAUUCAUAAGCCAAGUUCAUCUGGUAUUCAGAGCAAUAUGAUUCAGGACACCGUAUGCAUACGAUUUUCUGGUUUGGAAGGCCCGAUUGAUUCUUGGCAAAUUGGGAAGUCAAUUCUCCAUGGCAAUCUAACUGGUUAUUGUGACUCGGCCUGAUACUUUUCUGUGUGUUUUGAAUUAGAUGUGCUGGUUGUUAUCAUCAUCAAAGAUUAUAUCCCCAUAUGUUUUGUGAUUAUCUAUGUACUAAAGCUUCAGUGGUGGGUACUGGCAAAGGUCAUAAGUGCUGUAUGAUGUAAGUCCACAGAAUUUCAUCUUGUUAAUACACCAAACAUUCAGAAUAGUUAAAACAUGGUCAGACAUGUCGUACCGAUUGAUCAAAUAAGAAAAAGAUGUACUCUCAUACUCAUGAAGAAAACUAAAUGCUCUUACAUUGCCUUAGGACCAUACUCGCCAAGUAUGGUACCCACGAGCAUCUGAACCAGGAAAUGCUGAUUAGUCCAAGAGUCACCAGACUACUAUGACACCCUGAUUAUGUCACUCAGACUGUCAACUUCAAAUAGGCUAUCAGUGUGCUUCAUACUUAUGAAGUAUCCUGGACCUCCCCAUCUCUAUGCACUUAAGCGAAAUAUGUUGUUGUGAUCCAGUAUUAUGUUUGUGUUGUUCAAUUUAGUAUCUGCAUUUUCUAUGUUUAUAUUUGGUUGUAGUUGCAAGUUAUAAUUUUGUUCAGAUUUUUAUUUUGUUGUCAAGUUUGCAACCUGUUUGACUUUCGUUGUAAAAUGGUUGUCCAUAUAUCUCUCAGACAAUGAUAUCUAUGCACCACAUUCAAUGUGAAAUCAGAUUUCGCUUAUUAAUAUCACAAUAUCAUUUAUCACAUUCUCAAAACCAUUGUUGUUGAAAAAAUACAUGUUGCAUUUUAUUUUGUGUUUACAAUGUUGCUGUAAUUUUACACUUGAAGCAUUGAUCGAUGAUAAAAAAGGAGACAGAGUGCUGUGCAACCCAGUAAUUUUUGUCACAGUGACCGGCGAUUAUAAUCAGUACCAUGUGCGACAGAAGAUUUCUGGUCUGCGGGUAAAACCGUUAAUCACCGCAUUAGAUACUGAUUUCAGGUUGUGUGAUCACCGAUUCUUGUUGUUGACAGGUCUGUGAUGACCACUAGCAAACAAUUCUGUUGCAGCAACCAUGAUUGCAGGUUUUAGUGAUUUAAAUCGCUUGUUUGGGGGUGCUUACAGAAAGAUCUGAAUUACUGAAAGGAAGUAUCCUGAGGCUGAGUUGCCAGUAACUAUGCAGGUAAAUGUCACCAUACACAAUUGGUGGAGUAUCGUAUCAGAUUAUGUGCUAUUUUCAAAAUAUAUGUAUCUUGUGUUUGAUGUUUGUACUGUAUGUGUAACUGGUGUGAUAAAAAAAACCAUGCAUGAAGACUAAUGAUCAGUUUCCCAACUUAAUUUGCCCAUGGCUUGAGAGUAGGUCACUACUGGCAGCAGCGUAUGACCACAUCCACUAUUACUAUCCAGGUAUGUGUACUUUUAGACAAUCAUGUCACCUGGCCUCGGAAUUGGUACGUGUCUAAUCUCUUCAAUUGUGUCGGUCUGGUUCAUGUGAUUUGAGGGCCUUUUACUAAUUAAUGUGUUCAUGGAAAUCAGAAAAUAUGCGAAAACCUUGCGUCUUGGCCAUACUGAUCAUUUCAUAAAAAAUGUAAUGAAAUGCAAGCAUGAAUGACAUUUGACUGUUGUAUAGCAAAAGUUAUUUUGAUUUGCUCAAUCAUGUAAUACUAGUGCUGAAGUGACUAAUAUCCGCUCUGUUCAUUCACAAUACAAACCCCUUAAUUAUCCAAGCUCAAACUCUAAUGUUAUUUGCACAAUGAUGAUAAUACUGUAGCAGAGUGAUCAAAAUCAGGUAUAAAAAGCAUUUAUUGAUGUUUAGAUUUAAAAAGCAGGGUUUCUGCUGAUGUUGUUGAAGUCCAUAAUGACCCUCUUCUCUUUAAAUUUCUCACACUUUCCAAUCAUUGUGUAGACAGUGUAGUUUUAGUGUCAUCAAUCUACAUGUACCCUUCAAAUUCAAAAAGAAAUGUUGAAAUACUUCACCAUUGAUACAAUGUAAAAAGUGAAAAAAUGAUCAGAGUGCCAUCUUCUGGGACAUUAUCCGAUUACUUUGUCUUGAAAUAUGCGAGUCCAACUAAAUUGUAGAUAAGGAUUGUAACUGAACCUGUCGAAAAUUUGGUAGUUCAGUGACAUCUGAUCUGUCUUAUUGGCAAAAAUCCACUUUAAUUAAAAAUGUUAAUG